ACUAAGCAAUAGGUAAGAGUUUUGACCGGGGGACAGGCGGUCACCUCCUGAUCGAUUCAUCGCUCCCCAUAGGUCCAUUCUGGAUGGCCGAUGCGAUCAUAGAUCCGACCCGUGCUCCGGUGGCAUACGGGCGGUGGGCCGUGCCGCAGCUGUUCCGGAAGCUACAGCAGCCCGGGGCUGAGGGGAGACUGCGGGCGCUGGCCUCACUCUGCGACUUGGUACAUGAACCGGAGCGGCUCUACCAGACUGUUAACGGAGGUUUUCUGAAUCAGCUGAAGGUUUUGUUCGGGGAUGAAGACCCAGCAGUCAGAGCAAAAACCUGCGAGCUGCUUCACCUGCUGACCUCCCACAGCAUCGGCAGGCAGGCCCUGCUCGCCUCCUCCCUGCUUCCUCUGCUCUCUCAGCUGUUGGACGACUCCUCGUUCUCCUGCAGGAGAAACGUCCACCGAGUGCUGAACCGCCUCGCUCUGCUGCCUGCAGGAGCAGAGGUUCUCCUUUCUCUGGUCCCCAAACUGAUGCUGAAGCUCACAAAGGAGGAAGACGAGGAGGUGCAGAUGCUGCUUCUCUCCACCCUCACCUACUGCUCCAGGCUGGAUGCCCUGCCGGGGUUGGCCUCCGAUGGCAUCUCGCUGCUGGGAUGCAAACUGUCCCACAAGUCCCCAAACAUCCGCAGAGAGGCGGCUGCAGCCAUGAUGGCGCUCAGCAUUCCUGUGGAGGGGAAACGACAGGUUUGCGAGGACGCCGAGGUCCUUUCUGUCCUGAUUGGUCUGCUGCAGGACAAAGACGUCGAAGUUCAAGCCAACGCUGCAGGAGUUAUCAUGAACACUGUGAUCAUCACCCGAGGUAAGCAGCGGUGUUUGGAUCUGGAUGUCCUCCCUGUCCUCCUCAGCCUGCUGUCUGAGAAGCAACAGGAUGAUGAGGCGAAGGAGGAGAUGAGGAAGAGGAGGAAGGCCCUCAUCAUGUACAUCCUUCGGGCUCUCACUGCACUGGCUGAAGCUCCAAGCGGACGCCAGCUCCUCCUGGAGCAGCUCCCCCUGCUGGAGAAGAAGAGUGAGGCUGCGGAGGAGGACCAGGACAUCCGCCGGGCCGCUCAGACCGCCAUCCGGGUCAUCACCUGGACUACAUGAUCUCUGACCUCCACAGUUAGUCUCAUGCGACGAGAUAAUAAAAAGCAUAACUCAUCAUACUUUUUGCUGUUCCUAUUAAACAUUACAUGG
Archocentrus centrarchus (flier cichlid) is the source of this 1217-nucleotide messenger RNA. It is a transcript of the gene rsph14, whose product is annotated as radial spoke head 14 homolog. The transcript is spliced from 6 exons. Bases 84 to 1127 code for a protein of 347 amino acids. The record is from RefSeq and is a predicted model, not a curated record. NCBI's taxonomy places the organism in Eukaryota, Metazoa, Chordata, Actinopteri, Cichliformes, Cichlidae.